GGGAGUGGCAUUACUGUUCUGGAACGAGAAGAGCAGCCGUUCAGAAACGUUACCCAGCGAGUUACACUUAUUUAUAAACUCGUAUUUCUUGAAAGCGGCUCUUUGUUUCGGUCUCUAAAUCGUCAGUUGGGACACUUUGAAGGUUAACGUGUGAACACGGUGAUAAACGGUAAAAGCCGCAAUGGCGUCGCCUCUGCAGAUGACAGAGAUGUACGACAACGCACUGCUCGGGAUCCUGCAGCACGUUGGAAACAUCCAGGACUUUCUUCAGGUCUAUUUUGGGUUCCUGUACCGUAAAACCGACUUCUACCGACUGCUGUCGAGUCCCAACGACAAGAUGGGGUUUCCUCCCGGUGUGGCGGAGAAGAUGGUGUUUAAGACGUUCAAGGUGUUUGAGAAGCUGGCAGACCACGACAGAGAGAGGCAGCUGAGCGAGCUGCAAAAAAGAGAGCAGAAUCAGUGUGUUCCUCCAGCAGUUCAGGAGCUGGAGGUCACCGCAGAGGAGACAGAGGAGCAGAGCACAGAGGCCGCACAGACGGAGAGUUCUCCCUCAGAUGCUGGAGGAGUUACAGCUCCUGCCUCCUCAGAAGCGACUGUCAGCCCUCAGCCUGAGGACAGCAGCUCAGGUUCAGGACAGGUAGCUCAAGGAGACCAGGCAGCUGCAGCUGCUACGACCUCAGCAAAAGGGACUCAAGAGAAGUAUCAGUCAGACCCUGACAGUUACAACGGGGCUGUGAGGGAAAACUACAGCUGGUCUCAGGACUACACUGAUGUGGAGGUCCGCGUGUUUGUGCCAAAGACGAUCAUUAAAGGCCGACAGGUCAGAGUCAAUCUGCAGACCAGCAGCCUCCAGGUGUGUGUGAGGGACGGAGCCGAAGACAAAACACUGAUGGAGGGAGAAUUCACUCACAAGAUCAACACUGAGAACUCUCUGUGGAGUCUGGAGCCUGGAAACUGUGUGGUCCUGUCGCUCAGUAAGACCUCGGAGGUUUGGUGGAACGCAGUGCUGAAGGGAGAGAAGGAGAUUGAUAUCAACCAAAUUAACCGCGAGCGCUCCAUGGCAACGGUCGAUGAGGAGGAGCACGCCGUUCUGGACAGACUCUCCUUCGACUACCAUCAGAAGCUGCAGGGGAAACCACAGAGUCACGAAAUGAAGGUGCACGACAUGCUGAAGAAGGGCUGGGACGCUGAGGGCUCACCGUUCAAAGGGCAGCAGUUCGACCCCUCCAUGUUUGACAUCCCACCCAGCGCGGUGCAGUUCUGAGGCAUGGCCCAAACUCAGCCAAAUAUGAACUGAAUCUUUCUUUAUGUGCAGAGCCGGUGGUUGUAAAGUCAACUUUUACCGGCCGGUCUGGUGUGUUGGACGUUUGUCCUUAACUGUAAGAGCAGAACUGACACUGGCAUUGUGUGGAAUGGGAAUACAGACGAGGACAUGUCAGUAUAUCAAAUGUUUAUUUGAUGUUUUGGCAGAAUGAAAUCUGAUAAAUGUGUGAACUUUGUUAAUUGAUUUGCUCUUUAUUUAAUAACACAGUGCCUAUAUGUGUGAUUCUGUUAUUAUUGUUCUGUUUCAUCUCUCAGUAGCCAGGUUUCCAUCCAAACGUAGUGCAAAUUUUAAACGAAUUUCCAGAAAAUCCUCUAAAGAAAAUCCGCUGCUCUUGGGCAAAUAUUAACAGUUAAUUCAUCAAGAUAAACAACAGGUAAACCCUGAAGCUAGAAAACUAUUUGUGGGCACCAUCUUUGUGUCUGGUAUCCAGCUCAGGGUGUCUGCAGGUUCUUUAAAAGUUUGAAAACCUCCUAAAUCCAAUUUUAUAUAUAUGUUGCGGACUCCAAAUAAGUUAAAAAAUAGCCGCCCACAGAUGCCAUGGUGGGAGAUAUGAAGACCUCACUGUCUUUGGUUUAGUUUUACUCACCGUUUGAUGAUCCAGGUGCUUUGGUUGGUUUCAGAGUUGACUGAUUGCAGGAUGUGUGGAGGUUUGCACGGUGACGCUAUGAACUUAUCGUCUUGAAUGUCGCGUUAAAAAAAUGAAAGCAAAAAAAAGCUGUGUAGAUCCUCUGGGUGUGGGGCAGCCAUGGUUUCACAGGCAUGGAUGGAAUCUGGAGGCGUACAACCGCAAAGCAGUAACUCUGGUUAUCCUUUUGUGAAUCCAGUGCCGUUCCGUAUGUUGAGAUGUUGUGUGUGCAGUGAUUAACCAUGUACAAACAAUUCAAACUACCUGGCCCUUAAAGGAAAACCAAAAAUUCAGUGUCAGCUAGUUUAAGGGUUUAAAUCCACCCCAUUUUGCAGACAAAAAUAAUGUCAAUGUUUUUUUUAUUAUUCUUUAUUAUUAUUAUAUUACAUUAAAACUAAGUUACCACCUCAACUGAACUGUGAACUGCAUGUCAGUAAUCUCAUUUAAUACUGCUACUUCCACCUAUGAAAUAUUAUGAAAAUUAAAUUAGCUGUGUCGUUUCCUGACCUUAAAAAAAAAAAAAA
Molecule: messenger RNA, 2473 nt
Organism: Epinephelus lanceolatus (giant grouper)
Lineage: Eukaryota; Metazoa; Chordata; Actinopteri; Perciformes; Serranidae
Gene: nudcd3
Product: NudC domain containing 3
Biological process (GO): protein folding
Cellular component (GO): cytoplasm
Source: RefSeq, a predicted model, not a curated record